Rattus norvegicus (Norway rat) is the source of this 1478-nucleotide messenger RNA. It is a transcript of the gene Izumo1, whose product is annotated as izumo sperm-oocyte fusion 1. The transcript has 10 exons. Lineage: Eukaryota; Metazoa; Chordata; Mammalia; Rodentia; Muridae. The record is from RefSeq and is marked provisional. Gene Ontology annotation, molecular function: signaling receptor binding. Gene Ontology annotation, cellular component: plasma membrane; membrane; acrosomal membrane. Bases 301 to 1452 code for a protein of 383 amino acids. Gene Ontology annotation, biological process: sperm-egg recognition; signal transduction; heterotypic cell-cell adhesion.
AUUGGGGUCCCACAUGUGGGAUGUGGCCCGAGUGUUUUGUGAAGAGGGGACGACAAAUGACUCUUGGAGUCAGUAGAAAAACACUAAUUUCCUCUCCCAGUCUCCCAGGAACAACUCUUAGUCGUGAGAAAGUAUUUUAAAAAGUCCUCAGAACCUGAGCUGGGCGAAGCAGCGCUUGAAGGCUCGGAGUUGGAGAACAGCUAUUAAAGGGUGUUGUUUAAGCACCCUCCUCCCUGCCCUUGGUUUGGGGUGAGAGAAUCCUCCUCCGGCGGUGCUGGCAAGCUGUGCGUUCUGGCCUCCAUGGGGCUACAUUUUACACUCUUGCUGGCAGCUCUUGCCAACUGCCUGUGUCCAGCAAGGCUCUGCAUCAUAUGUGACCCGUUUGUGGUGGCUGCAAUAAAGACUUUGGAGCAGAAUUACCUGCCUACCCACCUGGCGCCCGAGCAUCACGAAGAUGUAAUGAAGAGGGUAGAGCAGGAAGUGAGGAACUUCGCUGAUCUGCCCUUGAAUCAGAAUACCUUUCUGGGGGUUGUAGAUGAGGACACACUGGAACAAGCAUCCUGGAGUUUUCUGAAGGAUCUGAAACGUAUCACGGACAGUGACGUAAAAGGAGAGCUCUUUGUAAAGGAGCUAUUUUGGAUGCUUCGUUUGCAAAAGGACAUCUUUGCCACCCUUGUUGCACGUUUCCAAAAGGAAGUUUAUUGUCCUAACCAAUGUGGCACGAUGUCGCAGACUCUGAUCUGGUGUAAUAAGUGUGAGAAGCAGAUGCACUUCUGUCGGAAAUCCAUGGAUUGUGGAGAGCGCCAGAUAGAGGUGCAUCGCUUGGAAGACAUGGUCUUGGACUGCCAGCUCAGUUGGCAUCACGCUUCUGAGGGACUUACGGAUUACAGUUUCUACAGGGUUUGGGGGAACAGUUCUGAGACCUUGAUGUCCAAGGGAAAAGAACCUUACCUGACCAAGACGAUGGUGGGUCCAGAGGAUGCUGGCAACUACCGCUGUGAGCUGGACACCGUCAACGCUGGUCCCGCCACCAUCAUCUACUACCAUGUCACAGUAUUGCCCCCAAGGUCUGUAGAGGAAAAACCACCGCCGAACAUCGUAACCCAGGAGGAGGAAGAGACCCCUGUCCAGGUGAUUGUACCGACGCUGGAGCCAGAGCCGGAGCCAGAGCCCAUACCUACAGUUACCCAUCGUCCAGAAAAAAAAUUGAAAAGCCGCCUCUUAAUACUGUUGAUCCUUGGCUUCGUGGUUCUUGUGGCCAGCGUCAUUGCCUCGGUACUUCACUUUAGAAAAACCAGAGUUAAAUCGAAGAACUCAAAUGUGGAAAACAAAACCUCUGCGGCAGAAUUCAAGUCAGAGGCGGAAUCACCCCAAAAGAUGGGAUCGAGGAAGCUCUCUCAGGCAGAGUUUCACACUGACUCUUCGGAUAAGGUUGAGGAAGCAGAUAACUAAUAAAGAUUUGAUGUGUUGUCUCAGUA